Messenger RNA from Apis mellifera (honey bee), 1183 nucleotides. RefSeq lists its product as uncharacterized. The transcript is spliced from 3 exons. The record is from RefSeq and is a predicted model, not a curated record. NCBI's taxonomy places the organism in Eukaryota, Metazoa, Arthropoda, Insecta, Hymenoptera, Apidae. The coding region runs from base 529 to 951 and encodes 140 amino acids.
AUUACAUCACAGAUCGAUAUCUCGUAAAAAUUCUUUCGUUAUAGCCACCACCUUCAUCUUUCCAUCCUUCAUCUUCAUGCAAAUUACAAUAAUUGUUAUCUCCUGAAUUCGUAAUUUCCCUCUAUCAAAGAGACAGGAGGAGGGCAGCUGUCGACUACGUAACGAUUUCACAGAGGGUUAUCAUAAUUCCUGAAUCAUGCAUAGAGGCAUCGAUAACGAUUCAUUUUCUUUACUGAGAAUAGAAGGAGAGUAACGCGUGUAUCCUUUCUAUCCCAUCUCUUUUUCAUCUCCUCCAUUAAAAGGCGGUAAUAACAUGAAAUAAAUACACGAAUUACAUGAUCGAUGAACAGAGAAUACCAAUAGGGAUCAAAGUGGUUACUCGCCUCCAUAGCGAUAAUCGAUAUUCCACUCUGUAUAGCUCGAACGGUGGCAGCCAGUAUUUUAAUCAAGCGGAAACGAAGAUAUGAAUUUUCUGGAGAACGACGUAGCCGUCAGCCUGACGUCAAUUUUUAUGAAGUUCGUGGGAAUAUGGAUGACCAAUAUCAACAACGGAUGAGAAACAUCAUGGUUGCCUACAACGUAAUCGCCAUUUUCUUCGCCCUGUGGAUACAAACUAUGGACAUGUAUCACUCGUGGGGCAAUAUUAGAGCAUGCCUCUUCUCCACGUCCAACACGUUGUCGUUGAUUCUGCCUCUGUUGAAGAUAUUCAUCCUGCUUUGUCACAAACAAGAUUUCUUCCGUUUGGUCCUGUACAUGAAAAGGAAUUUUCUUCAAUUACGACGAUCACGAGAGAAAGAUCGUGAUAGGUUGCAACCAAAAGUGCACCUUCUUCAUCUGCUUCUUCACGUUUCUUACGAUCGCGACUACUGCCUCUUACAUGGUUAUUCCACUGAUCGUGAAUAUUGGGAAAAACGAGUCGGACAGAGUGCUCCCAUUCAACAUGUGGGUUAACCUGCCACUAAGUAUGACUCCAUAUUUUGAAAUUUCCUUCGUUUUAUAGGUAUUGCAAUUUCGUUUCCCUAAUACAGAAUCGUUGAUAACAAUAGGAAGAUUUCUCUUCUAUUUUUUUUGCAUCCAAUAAAUACAAAUAUUUAUAAUACUUUUUUAUAAAAAAAAAAGUUUAGAAUUUUUGUGUGCCAUUAUUAGGUCUUGUCCCUGUAUCAAAUUGCGGUGAGUUACUUCU